This is a messenger RNA of Mycetomoellerius zeteki, 636 nucleotides long. Its product is annotated as lysosomal aspartic protease-like. Lineage: Eukaryota; Metazoa; Arthropoda; Insecta; Hymenoptera; Formicidae. The transcript has 4 exons. Bases 1 to 636 code for a protein of 211 amino acids. Gene Ontology annotation, biological process: proteolysis. Gene Ontology annotation, molecular function: aspartic-type endopeptidase activity. The record is from RefSeq and is a predicted model, not a curated record.
AUGUUUCGAUCUUUUGUGUUAAUCGUGGCACUCGUCGAGCUGAUCAACUCGCAAUUGUUAAGAAUUCCAUUAUAUAAGAAAAACUCUAUUCGAAAAUCGAUUGUCAUUGAUAAUCAACAAGGUGAUUUGGUUGAAGCGAUUACAAAGGCACCACUGUUUCAUUAUUAUGACAGACAAUACUAUGGCAUUAUCUCAGUUGGAACCUCACCGCAGAAGUUUAACGUACUUUUCAACACUGGUGCCGCAAAUCUUUUUGUACCAUCCAUUAUCUGCGACAAAGAUAACAUUGUUUGCUCGUCACAUAAAAAAUAUAAUAGCAAUAAAUCCUACACUCACAUAGAAGCUGAUACUUAUAUCGGACUUACGUACGAGGUUGGUGAGCUGACUGGAUACUUAUUUACUGAUGUAGUGAAUAUUGCUGGCGUUAAUGUUCAAAAUCAAACAUUCACAGAAGCGGUAAAACGAGAUCUGACUUUUACCCUUCAGGCAUAUGACGGAAUCGUAGGAAUGGGUUAUACCGAGAUAUUUAACAAAGGAGUGCCUCCCCUUUUCGUCAGCAUGAUUGAACAAGGCCUAGUGUCGGCAUCUGUUUUUAGUUUUUAUCUGAAUCGGCAUGUAUCUCCUUCUUAUGCCUAA